Messenger RNA from Cucumis melo (muskmelon), 1246 nucleotides. RefSeq lists its product as uncharacterized. NCBI's taxonomy places the organism in Eukaryota, Viridiplantae, Streptophyta, Magnoliopsida, Cucurbitales, Cucurbitaceae. The transcript has 3 exons. Bases 69 to 1037 code for a protein of 322 amino acids. The record is from RefSeq and is a predicted model, not a curated record.
CUCUUAAAUUCUCCUUUUCAUUUUCCCCAUCUUUAAAUUCUUUCAACUACAUCAUCAUCCCCAUUCCCAUGGAUCCUCUCUUCAAGUUCAAGCUUUGUUUUCUUGCCUUAUCUCUUUUUUUGGCCACCGCGUAUGGAUACACUGUCGUCUCUGGCUUUGUCUUUUGUGAUAAAUGUAAAGAUGGCCAAGUAUCUAUAUUCGAUUUCGAUUAUCCCAUCAAUGGAGUUAAAGUUAAGAUAGCUUGUGGGGAUGGAAAAGGAGGAGUUACUGAUUUGAGAGAGGAACCCACAAAUUUUUUUGGAGGCUAUACGAUGAGUUUCGAAGGAACGCCUGACCUUAGCGGUUGCACUGCGACGGUUACUGGACCCGCACAGGGAGCGAUGACAAACUGUAGCGCAGGUGGUGGACCGCCAAGGAGUCUUAAGUUGCUGUUUAGGUUGCUUGACCUGGAAAUGUAUGGGGUUGAUCCUUUGGUAUCUCAACCUGAUCAACCAAUGUCGUUUUGUUCGUCUCGUUCGGCUCCGGUUCCUGGGCCAAAACCACCAUCUCCACCUUCUCUUCCGUCACUUCCGAAACUGCCGCCACUUCCAAAACUGCCGCCACUUCCGCCACUUCCACCAUUUCCGCCGAUGCGUCAGAUGCCGCAUACGCCGUUCUUGGAAGCUUCUGCUUGCCAACAUGAGAAUUGGACAAACCCAGAUUACAAAUGCUAUUGGAGGGCAGUGAACCCAGACACAAAGGUAGCGGUUAUUUUUGGGGCAAUAGCAGCGGAGCGAUACGGAACAGACAUGACCCUAUGGAAGGGGCUACAAGGACGAGGGGACCCUUAUAAGACCCUUUUAAGGGAAGCCAUAACCGCGUUUCUCAAUUCCUAUAGUUCCCUUCAUUUCCCCUACCAUUCACUUUCUGUUGUCCAACACUUCAAUUUGGCCUUAAUGGACGGCUCUGAACGCUCCGUCCUCCACGCUGCCCUUCGCUUCAAACACGCCAACUCCGGCAACGGCCACGUCACCUGUAAAUUCGAUCCUUGCAAGUGACGUCAUGAUCAUCGUACAAAUUUUACCUUUUAGUUUCUAAGUUUUGGAAAAUAAGUUUGUUUGGUAGUUAGUAUUUUUAGUUUCCAGUUUUGAAAAAUAAGUUUGUUUGGUAAUUAGAUUUUAGUAUGUGUACUUUUGAUCUCCAAAUUUUUAUGAAUAAGAGCAUCCGAUUCUUUAGUGUUAAUAAUAUAUGUUUUUGGUUAUGAUUA